Gymnodraco acuticeps is the source of this 3172-nucleotide messenger RNA. It is a transcript of the gene fzd3a, whose product is annotated as frizzled class receptor 3a. NCBI's taxonomy places the organism in Eukaryota, Metazoa, Chordata, Actinopteri, Perciformes, Bathydraconidae. Gene Ontology annotation, molecular function: Wnt-protein binding; Wnt receptor activity. Gene Ontology annotation, biological process: non-canonical Wnt signaling pathway; canonical Wnt signaling pathway. The record is from RefSeq and is a predicted model, not a curated record. Gene Ontology annotation, cellular component: plasma membrane.
GAGGGGGGAGGCGGACAGAGGAGGAGGACAGGAGGAGACUGGAGGAGGGUGCUGCUAGGGGGACAUUCACUCAUUGUUAGCAACUCGAGGAGUGGCGGAGACCCCGUCGCUACACGUGAAAUUUCGGCACAACAUUCAGAUCCUACGCUGAACAUCAUCUCCAACUGUGCUCGUCAUCUUUAUUUUCCCGUCGAGGCAGGAGAGGGAGGAGUGCGAGCGGUCAUUCACAGCGCGGCAUCUUAAAGGACCACAGCAUCUCCCAGGCUAUGGAGCUCCUGUGACACACAUCCCCAGGGUGAUGGAUGUAGCUAUCUUCAGUCAUGGAUUACGCUGCCCGACCCAGAGGGUUUCUCUGUGAGCUGAAGAGGAGGAAGAGACUACCAGACAGUCCUCGACUCACCUUUAGCCUUGUGAUUUCCCUUUCCCGGUGAAUGAAACGGAUGCUGACAGGGCUCAACCCUUCUUCUUAACAAGCUACUUCUGUACGGACCGGUCAUGGAUCUCCUGUGGGUGCUGUCGGUGUCCAUGUUGACGGUGUGCGUCGCCAUCCCCAUGGACGCGGCGGGGGAGAGCCAUAGCCAGUUCACUUGUGAGCCCAUAACCCUGCGCAUGUGCCAAGGGCUGCCAUACAACGCCACCUACAUGCCCAACAUCCUGAACCAUUACGACCAGCAGACUGCCGCCCUCGCCAUGGAGCCGUUCCAUCCCAUGGUGAACCUGCAGUGCUCUCCGGACCUCAGGAUGUUCCUGUGUGCACUCUACGCCCCCGUGUGCACCGAGUACGGCCGCAUGACUCUGCCUUGCCGCCGCCUCUGUCUGCAGGCCAGGAGCGACUGCUACAAGCUCAUGGACAUGUUCGGGGUCAGCUGGCCGCAGGAGAUGGAGUGCACCAGGUUCCCGGACUGUGACGAGUCGUACCCCCGUCCCGUGGACCUGCUGUCCAGCUCAGACUCCACCGACUCCCCCAUCUCCGUCCAGAGGGACUACGGCUUCUGGUGUCCCAGAGAACUCAAAAUCAACCCCGAGCUGGGCUACUCCUUCCUGGGGGUCCGAGACUGCUCCCCCCCCUGUUCCAACAUGUACUUUACGCGCGAGGAGCUGGCGUUCGCCCGCUAUUUCAUCGGGGUGGUGUCCAUCGUCUGUCUGUCCGCCACCCUCUUCACCUUCCUCACCUUCCUCAUCGACGUGUCGCGCUUCCGUUACCCGGAGCGCCCCAUCAUCUUCUACGCGGUGUGCUACAUGAUGGUGUCCCUGGUGUUCUUCCUGGGCUUCCUGCUGGAGGACAACGUGUCCUGUAACGCAGCCAGUCCCGGCAGGUUCCGGGCUGCCACCGUGACCCAGGGCUCCCAUAACAAGGCCUGCACCCUCCUCUUCAUGGUGCUGUACUUCUUCACCAUGGCGGGCAGUGUGUGGUGGGUCAUCCUGACCAUCACCUGGUUCCUGGCUGCUGUUCCCAAGUGGGGCAGCGAGGCCAUAGAGAAGAAGGCGCUCCUGUUCCACGCCUGUGCCUGGGGCAUCCCGGGGGUCCUCACCGUGACGCUGCUCGCCAUGAACAAGAUCGAGGGGGACAGCAUCAGCGGGGUCUGCUUCGUGGGGCUGUACAACCUGACGGCGCUGCGCUGGUUCCUGAUCGCCCCUCUGGGACUGGAUGUAGUGGUGGGCGUGGCGCUGCUGCUGACAGGCAUCGCCGCUCUGAACCGCGUGCGCAUGGAGAUCCCUCUGGAGAAGGAGAACCAGGAGAAGCUGGUGAAGUUCAUGAUCCGCAUCGCCGUGUUCUCCGUGCUCUACCUGGUCCCCCUGCUGGUGGUCCUGGCCUGCUACCUGUACGAGAACAGCUACCGGAGCAUCUGGGAGACCACCUGGGUCCAGGAGCAGUGUCGGGACUACCACAUCCCCUGCCCCUACCAGGUGGAGCGCACCAGCCGCCCGGACCUCGCCCUCUUCCUCACUAAGUACGUGAUGAUGCUGAUCGUGGGAAUCCCCUCCGUGUUCUGGGUGGGCAGCAAGAAGACGUGCUUCGAGUGGGCGGGCUUCUUCCACGGCAAGAGACGCAAGGACCGGAUGGUGAACGACAGCCGGCAGGUGCUAAAGGAGCCCGACUUCGCCCAGCUGCUGCUCCGGGACCCCAACACCCCCAUCGUCAGAAAGUCCCGGGGCACCUCCACCCAGGGGACCUCCACCCACGCCUCCUCCACCCACCUGGCCAUGCUGGACGAGCCCCCCAGCGGCAGCACCAGCCGGGCCGGCUCGGUCCGCAGCACCCGCUCAAAGAUGAGCAGUUACCAUGGCAGCCUGCACCGCAACCGUGACGACAGGUACACCGCCCCCAGCUUCCGGGCGGCAGACGAGCGCCCCCCCUACGGCAGCAUGCCCCGCCUCCACGACCCGCCGCGCCACUGCAGCACCACCCGCCUGGACAGCCUGUCCCGCCACGGCUCCACCCAGAGGCUGGAGAGCCAAUCGAGGCACAGCAGCGUCAGGGACCUCACCAGCACCACCCAGGCUGUGCUCGGGGGCCCUGGCAACGGGAUCCACCGAGUGCUGGAGGAGGACGGAGGGACCGCCUGAACACCACCUCGAUACUUCAGAGGACUGUAGAAAAGACUCCGUUUCUAGAAAGGGAAAUAAUGUGAGGAUCCACAGCGAGCCUCUCAGAGGGCGGGAGGGGCUGAUGGAGCGCAGAGCGGAAGCUGUCACUGAUGACGUCAGCUACAUCCUGCCAGAGAGGGCUGAGGGUGGUGUGGGUCCACGCCUUAAAAUGUCCUCUCAGCUUUACUCCACUCUCAAAAAACUGAACUUUAAACUUUGACCAGUUUACACCCCACCAUGGUGCUGCUGGUGCUGAUGGUGCUGCUGGUGCUGCUGGUGCCCUGUGAAACACUGGAGAACUCUGACAGAUGCACUGGAUGUUUUUGACUGUAACUGUUUGUAUAAAGGACUAAUGCCCCUUUCACACCAGCGCUUUUUCAGCUCCGGCUCGGAGUUAGAGUCUGAAAAGCGCCGGUUUUUCCUGUUCACACCGCAGCGGCGCCGGCUCUUAGCUCCGGAAUCCGGUUCACUUCCAGCUCCAAAAAAUUGUCGGUCUAGAGGCAAGAGCUUCGGAGCUAAGAGGUGGCGUCGCUUAUGUCUCUCUUACGUCGAGGCGUGCAGGAAACUAAACCCUCCUCCCCUG